Molecule: messenger RNA, 1029 nt
Organism: Lecanosticta acicola
Lineage: Eukaryota; Fungi; Ascomycota; Dothideomycetes; Mycosphaerellales; Mycosphaerellaceae
Source: the annotation of a GenBank genome assembly
AUGUCGCACUUCCUCAUCGCUGCCGCAUCCGCGGCUGUUGGUGCUGCCACUACCGCGGUCUUCUACAGCUCGAAGCAGAAAGAGACUCCAAGCACAACCGUCGCAACUACUACCACUACCGUAGCUUCACCAGGAACGACGACUACCCCUCCACCUCCAGCGCCGGUACCAGCGCCGUAUAAUGCGACCAAGGCGCCUGCGAUCCCUCCAGUCGACCCGGCAGGUCUCUUCCAAUAUGGCUUCCCCGGCCCAGUCGCAGACAUUCGAAGUGCGCCCUCCCUUACCUCCUCCUACAACCGAGCCACACGAAACCCCCACUGGGUAGCAGAACACAUCACGCCAGCAAGCUUGCUGAUGCAGAACGGAGACAGGAGACAUUCGGUAUUCACAGAGGACACAAGCAUCCCCGAGAAAUUUAGGGCAAAGCUGAAGGAUUACUUCCGCUCAGGCUAUGACCGCGGACACCAAGUCCCUGCUGCAGACGCAAAGUGGAGCCAAGUUGCGAUGGAUUCGACCUUUGCACUGUCAAACAUGUGUCCGCAAGUGGGAGAGGGCUUCAAUAGGGAUUACUGGGCACACUUUGAGGACUUUUGCCGGCGAUUGACAUCUUACUACCCGUCCGUACGAAUCGUUACUGGACCCCUAUAUCUUCCAAAGCGGGAAGCAGACGGCAAGUGGAGAGUGUCGUAUGAGGUGGUGGGACAUCCACCCAACGUUGCGGUGCCUACACAUUUCUACAAGAUCGUCUUCGCGGAGGAUGGCAAGCCGAACGGAAAAGUCAGCCUGGGUGCGUUCGUGCUGCCCAACGCUGUCAUUCCCAACGACAAGCCGCUCCAGGACUUCGAAGUGCCCGUGGAGGCUCUCGAGCGUGCUUCCGGGCUCGAGUUCGGAACUCUCCUGCCGCCAGCUCGAAGGAAGAAACUCUGCCAGGAGGUUGCCUGCAGUGUCAUCGUGAAGGAGUAUGCGGAGAGGCAAAAGGCGUUCAUGACUCCACCGCCAGCGCCCAAGGGACUGCCCGCUUCGAAGUAA